CACACAACUUACCUUAACUUCUCCCACAGAAAAUAAUGAGUUCUUUUCCCUCAUUUUACCAAUCCAUUCAUGAAGAUGAAGAAGAAGACGCUCACUCCGACCGCAUGCGAAUGGCUAUGAUGGCUUCUUUAGUUGCAACGAGCUCCAACACUCGUGAGUACAUAGAUCGUGGUCGAGAAGCUGGACAACGUUUGUUGAUGGAUGAUUACUGGAAUCCAAAUCCCACCUAAAACGCACGUAUCUUCCGGCGUCGAUUUCGCAUGCAACGACAUUUGUUCAAUCGAAUCAUGACAGAUGUCAUGGCCUUUGAUCCUUAUUUCCUAAGUACAGCUGAUGCUGCAAAUAAGGUAUCUCUUUCUCCUCAACAAAAACUCACUAGUGCGAUAUUUAUGCUCGCCAAUGGUUGCUCGGCUGAUUCCUUAGACCAGUUAUGUCGUUUGGGUGAGACGACCACACUUUUAUGCCUGAAGAAAUUUUGUAGGGCAAUUGUUAGUGUGUAUGGUUCUUGGUACUUACGAACCCCUAACCCUAGGGAUCUACAUCGUCUUCUUGAAAAGGCCUCAAAGAGAGGCUUUCCUGGGAUGAUUGGGUCAAUUGAUUGCAUGCACUGGGAGUGGAAAAAUUGUCCUACAUCUUGGGGCGGUCAGUACACGGGGUAUAAAAAAAAACCAACAAUUGUACUCGAAGCAGUUGCUUCUUAUGAUACUCAUAUUUGGCAUGCAUUUUUUGGCACUGCCGGUUCCAAUAACGACCUGAACACCUUAGCUAGCUCUCCCGUGUUUGAUUCUGUUGUAAAUGGAUCUGCCCCUCAGGUGGGAUUCCGGGUAGAUGGUAAGAAUUAUAACCAAUGUUAUUAUUUAGCUGACGGGAUUUACCCUUCUUGGGGAACUUUUGUUAAGACAAUAAGUCAUCCCGACACUCCUAAGAAAAGGCUUUUUGCUUCGAUGCAAGAGGCUUUUCGUAAGGAUGUUGAAAGAGCAUUUGGAAUUUUACAAGCUAGGUGGGCUAUUGUGCGAGGUCCUGCACGCUUGCACGACAUACAAACAUUGGGUGAUAUAAUGCUGGCAUGCAUUAUAAUGCACAACAUGAUAGUGGAAGAUGAAUAUGAAGAGAGGGAUGAAGAACCAACCCAUCAGGACUACAGUCAAGACUAUGACUAUAUUGGUGCCACCGUUGAAUUGGAUCUUAACCACGACGGUCCCACCUUGAGUCAGUAUAUGAUGCGCCACAAUCGAAUUCGAGACUCGUCAGUACACACAUUGCUUAAAAAUGAUCUCAUAAACCAUUUGUGGAAGCACCAUGGAAAUGGAAUGUAGUUUAUUUGUGUCUUUAAUAUUUCUGUAUUUCCUUAAUAUUUAUGUGUUUCCUUAAAUGUUUCCUUAAUUGUUAAUGUAUUUUAUCCAUUUCAUUUACUAGUGUUUGACUUCGUACUUGUAAUGUUUAUGUGUUUCUUUAAAUAUUUAUGUAUUUCGUUAAUAUUUACGUGCCUUAAUAAAAGAUUUGUGUUUGUGUG
Molecule: messenger RNA, 1513 nt
Organism: Cuscuta epithymum
Lineage: Eukaryota; Viridiplantae; Streptophyta; Magnoliopsida; Solanales; Convolvulaceae
Source: the annotation of a GenBank genome assembly